AUGUUUGACAUAAAAUUCAAAAUUGCCAUAGAGACUUUACUUUCGAUUGAGACUCAUAAUGUUGCCGAAAUCACUAAUGAUUUUAUUGCCAAUACUAUCACUGUCACUCAACCAAUAGAACAAUCGCAGGAGAAUACAUACUCGAAACAACCACAGCAAUCAUAUUUUGAUAUAUCAGAAGGUAACAACUAUAUACUAAAUACAAUCCAAGACGAUUAUAAAGAACUUAAAAUUUCAAACAUUUUACCGGAUCCAAUUAAAUAUAAAAAUUUACCACCAAUUAUAAGUUUACCAAGUCAAGAACAAAGAACUUUGAAACCAGGAGAAAUUUCACAAUAUGUUAUAGAUUAUUCACCAUUGGUUUAUUUAUAUAGUGAAGAGAAAUAUUUACCAUAUGAUAUAAAAGAAUUUGUUACAAAUUUUCAUGUUACUUAUAAAAAUGGUACUAUUUAUCCUGGAACUGAAACGGUUUUGCUUGCUGCUAUUAACGCUGAUGGUAUUAUAAACACACAUUUGAUUGAUCAUGAAGAAUUAUCUGCAAUUAGUGAUACCGAUUUAUCUGAAAAUUCAUUUUGGUUCACAUUCAAAAACUUUUGUGUUGAGCUGGUCCAAUUAAUGGGUUUAUUGGUUGAUCAAAAAUAUCACUUGAUUUCGGAAGAAUCUCCACUACUUAACGUUCCUGGGAUCUUACAGGAUACCACUUUGAACAAAUUAGGAUUCAUAUUUUUGCCUUCAUCUGUCGUCAAGUUCAACCCGAUCAAUAAAUUUAGUGACAUGGUAGUUGAUCGAAGUUUUAGAAACUCUGAACUGAAGGAGCCACUGGAUAUGAUUACAGAUAUAUUGAGUUCUAUCUCGAAAGAAGACAUUUCGGAAAUGAUCAAUACCUGCGCGAAGGAGCUUGCUGCUUAUAAUUGCUAG
Molecule: messenger RNA, 918 nt
Organism: Lodderomyces jiufengensis
Lineage: Eukaryota; Fungi; Ascomycota; Pichiomycetes; Serinales; Debaryomycetaceae
Product: VPS62
Exons: 3
Coding region: 1-918 (305 amino acids)
Source: RefSeq, a predicted model, not a curated record